CGGGCGGACAUUUCGUGGCGGCUCCGCCCGGCGGGGCGGGACGGGCCGGGGCAGCCAUGGCGGAGCGGGGCCGAGGGCAGAGUCCGAGCGCCAUGGAGGACCUGCUGGAUGUGGAGAACAAACGGAUGGCCGACAGCCUGGCCAGCAAGGUCACCAGGCUGAAGUCGCUGGCUCUGGAUAUUGACAAGGAUGCUGAGGAGCAGAACCGCUACCUGGAUGGCAUGGACUCUGAUUUCCUGAGUGUGACGGGGCUGCUGACGGGCAGCGUGAAGCGCUUCUCCGGCAUGGCGCGCUCCGGCCGGGACAACCGCCGGCUGCUCCUCGCCGUGUCCGUGGCGCUCAUCCUCAUCUUCUUCAUCCUCUACUACCUGGUGUCCCGGGCGGGGAGCUGAGCCUGGGCUGGGAGGUGUCACAGGGCCCCGAGCAGGGCAGGUGUCCCAGGCCAGCCCCACCAUCCACAGACCUGUCCACACGUUUUCCAGAGGAGCCUCCAGACACACCUCCACCUUCCCAGUGACCUCUCCUCCCUCCAGCU
Poecile atricapillus (Black-capped chickadee) is the source of this 535-nucleotide messenger RNA. It is a transcript of the gene BET1L, whose product is annotated as Bet1 golgi vesicular membrane trafficking protein like. NCBI's taxonomy places the organism in Eukaryota, Metazoa, Chordata, Aves, Passeriformes, Paridae. Gene Ontology annotation, molecular function: SNAP receptor activity. The record is from RefSeq and is a predicted model, not a curated record. Bases 57 to 392 code for a protein of 111 amino acids. The transcript has 4 exons. Gene Ontology annotation, cellular component: Golgi trans cisterna; SNARE complex. Gene Ontology annotation, biological process: retrograde transport, endosome to Golgi; regulation of retrograde vesicle-mediated transport, Golgi to ER.